This is a messenger RNA of Cuscuta campestris, 943 nucleotides long. The record is from the annotation of a GenBank genome assembly. NCBI's taxonomy places the organism in Eukaryota, Viridiplantae, Streptophyta, Magnoliopsida, Solanales, Convolvulaceae.
AGAGAGGGAGAUACAUCUUCUGGAGCCACGGUCACAUGAGGAAGACAAGAGUUCAUCAAGUGGUGUUUCUAAUUUUCCUUUAUCAGGCGGCCUAGGCGAGUCAUCUUCAUGAGAUGUGCAGGCGUUCAAUGAAGACGAAUACCUGGAGCGACCACCAAGGAAGAGUCGCUCGAAGACUCUUUCAAACUUGAAGAAGAGGGUUUGUGAAUUAGAGAAGGAUAUGUCUGUAAUGAAGCGGCGAAAGCUCUCGAAGAGGUUUUGGUCAGAUAUUGGUAAAGUAUCGUUGCAGAUUUUUGAAUUGGAAUCCGAGAGCCAGGAGUUGUCUCAUAAGGAUGGCUGGGGUGUUUCUAAUUUGCCGUCAUCAGAGGGGGAUAUGCCUGAGUUUGAUGAAAUCCGAUCUGCCCCGACCCAGGCUGCUGGUGAUGUGGAGGUAUGUGAUGAGAAGGAGAAGAGUGAAUCCCCCAGGGCGAUGCUGGCAUCUGAGGUUUCUGAUGAUGAAACCCGAUCCUCCACGACCCAGGAUGCUUGUGAUAUGUAGAUAGGUGCUGAGGAGAAGGAGAAGAGUGAAUCCCCAUCUGACCUGGAGAGCUUGAGCAGUUGUGGCUCUGAGUUCGAGUAUACUCUAACUGAGGAGGAGGAGGGGACUCCUGUUAGGGAGAAUGAAUUUGAAGGCUAUGCACGUGCAAAAAAGGUACAUCACUGUUUGGAGCAUAUAUACGCAGGUAUGAAGAGAUUUGCUAAUCACAGUACCAAAGGUCGUGCCUUAUUCCACGCUCUGAUUUCUGCAGCCGCCAUAGUUGGCCUACUUUUUGAUAAGGAGGAUUACUACUGUUUUGGUAUGUCUGCUGAGAUGACUGAGCAAUUGAAUGACUUGUGGAAUGAAAUACUUGAUAAGACAAAAGAGGUUUUUGAUAAGACAAAAGGGAUUAGUACCUGAUCCUUU